Molecule: messenger RNA, 1797 nt
Organism: Brassica napus (rape)
Lineage: Eukaryota; Viridiplantae; Streptophyta; Magnoliopsida; Brassicales; Brassicaceae
Product: probable L-type lectin-domain containing receptor kinase I.5
Exons: 1
Coding region: 1-1797 (598 amino acids)
Biological process (GO): protein phosphorylation
Cellular component (GO): plasma membrane
Molecular function (GO): carbohydrate binding; protein kinase activity; ATP binding
Source: RefSeq, a predicted model, not a curated record
AUGGUUAGAUCCAUCUCCUACACCCCUUGGGUGGAUUUCACUCGGGCGCAGCCAAAUCGGUACUUUGGGAUUUUCAACGCCUCAACGGGUGGAUCUAACUCCUCCCGCCUCUUUGCUGUUGAGCUCGACACUAUUAAAAACGGAGAGUUCGAGGAGACGAACCAUAACCAUGUUGGGAUUGAUGAGAACGAUCCCAUUUCAGUGGAAUCAGCACCGGCUUCUUACUUCUCCGAGACAGAACAGAGGAAUGUGAGUCUUAACCUCUCUAGUGGAGACACGAUACAGGUUUGGGUUGAUUACGAACGCACUGUACUCAAUGUCUCCGUGGCUCCUCUUAAUGUUGUCAAGAAGCCAAGUCAGCCUCUUUUGUCACGAGCCAUGAACCUCUCAGAUUUGUUUCAAAGCACAAGAUUGUUCGUUGGGUUCUCUGCUGCAACGGGGUCAGCAAUCAGCUACCACUAUCUUCUUGGGUGGAGUUUCAGCACAAGCAGGGAACUACUGCAGCCACUUGACAUCUCAAAGCUUCCUCCAGUUCCUCGGCAUAGAGUUAAGCAUAAGACACCAUAUGCUCUCAUCGUCGGUCUGCCCGCUGCACUUGCUAUCAUUGUAAUUUCUCUUCUUGCAGGAGUUUAUUACCACAGGAAGAAAAAGUAUGCGGAAGUGAGCGAGCCUUGGGAGAAGGAAUACGGUACACACCGCUUCUCAUACAAAUCUUUAUACAUAGCAACUAAAGGGUUCCACAGGGAUGGGUUUCUAGGAAGAGGUGGGUUUGGAGUAGUGUACAGAGGAGAUCUCCCUGAGAGCAAACCUAUAGCUGUGAAGAGAGUCUCUCAUAACGGUGAGGAAGGGAUGAAGCAGUUUGUGGCUGAAGUCGUGAGCAUGCGAAGCCUGAAGCACAGGAACCUCGUUCCGCUUCUUGGGUAUUGCAGGAGAAAAGGAGAGCUUUUGCUCGUUUCCGAGUUCAUGCCCAACGGGAGUCUUGACCAGCACUUGUUUGAUGACCAAAGUCUUGUUCUUUCUUGGUCACAAAGACUUGUGAUUCUCAAAGGUAUUGCCUCUGCGCUCUUUUAUCUCCACACGGGAGCUGAACAAGUUGUUCUGCAUCGAGAUAUCAAAGCUUCCAAUGUUAUGUUAGACGCUGAGCUGAACGGCAGGUUAGGAGAUUUUGGUAUGGCUAGGUUUCAUGACCAUGGAGGCAACGCAGCCACGACAGCAGCUGUAGGUACUGUAGGGUACAUGGCUCCUGAGCUAAUAACAAUGGGAGCUUCCACUGUAACCGAUGUUUAUGCAUUUGGUGUUUUUAUGCUUGAAGUAGCGUGUGGAAGGAAACCUGUGGAGCCUGGGAUGGAAGCUGAGAAACGGUUUCUCAUCAAAUGGGUUUGUGAAUGCUGGAAGAAAGAUUGUUUGCUUGAUGCCAGCGAUCCCAGAUUUGGAGGAGGAUUCGUACCCGAGGAGGUCGAGUUGGUUAUGAAAAUCGGGUUGCUGUGUACAAACAUCGUGCCCGAAUCAAGACCGACAAUGGAACAAGUGGUUCUUUACUUAAACGAGAACCUACCAUUGCCGGAUUUCUCGCCAUAUACGCUUGGGAUCGGCUCAUUUACUCCAGUAGUGGUGGAUGCAGCCUCUCUUACGGGCACAUACACUUCAAGGAACUGGUCUGCUCCUUGGGCAUCUUCUUCAUCAGCCAACAACUCAGAGGAGCAUGAACAACCAUUGGAAUCUAAGAAAUCUCUAAACGUAGUUGUAGAAUCAGAAGACAUUGAGGCUCGCCUCUCCAAGCCAACCAGUGGCUGCUGA